Messenger RNA from Cadophora gregata, 747 nucleotides. RefSeq lists its product as uncharacterized. The record is from RefSeq and is a predicted model, not a curated record. Gene Ontology annotation, biological process: respiratory electron transport chain. The transcript is spliced from 3 exons. Lineage: Eukaryota; Fungi; Ascomycota; Leotiomycetes; Helotiales; Ploettnerulaceae. Bases 1 to 747 code for a protein of 248 amino acids.
AUGCGACGUUCACUCCGCCAGCUCGCGGCAGUAAAGCCGUCACGGUUCCUGGAAGCCGGUACACCCACCGGUCUCUGCGGGCUCUUUACACACGCCGCCCCUCGCUCAACCCUGAUCUACCUAUACUCAAGUACGCUCGAGAAGCUGAAGGCCUUUCCAGAAUCCUCCCUAUACCGCCAAUCGACUGAAGCACUGACCAAACACCGCAUGGCCAUUGUUUCAGCUGUCGAACCAGAGGGCUACAAAGCAUGGGCUGAGAAGGCAAAGCAGACGCUCAAGGAACAUCCCGAGGUGUUCAAUACUGCGGAGGGAAGCAUGGCGCAUGAUGAAGGUAGACAUGUAAAGGAGGUGAUUGGCGGUUCACAGUUCGUUACUAGCAAGCCAUAUGAUGACCAUGAUGAGCUCGUGACAGAGUGGGAUGGUGAGAAGGACGAAGGACCACAGUUGGAGGGGAGUAGGACAGCUAUUGAGAGGAAGGGCCAGAGUGAGUGGGCGAAGGAGAGGCCGGGGAGUGAUGUUAAGACAGUUAAUUGGGAUCCGGAGCCGCAAUUGACUUCUGAACAAAUCUCAGAAAUCGAGAAUAAGAUCGGUGCUGGUUUGAUCGAGGAGGUUAUCCAGGUCGCCGAGGGAGAACUGAAGCUGGUGGAUGUUUUGGCAAAGGCGAAAGUAUGGGAAGAUCUAGAGGAGAAGCCAGUUGAGGGCCAAUGGGAAUACUUCAAGCGUUCGGGCGUAUUGCAAAACCCAUAG